Molecule: messenger RNA, 7412 nt
Organism: Entelurus aequoreus (snake pipefish)
Lineage: Eukaryota; Metazoa; Chordata; Actinopteri; Syngnathiformes; Syngnathidae
Gene: jmjd7
Product: jumonji domain containing 7
Exons: 9
Coding region: 6380-7372 (330 amino acids)
Molecular function (GO): 2-oxoglutarate-dependent dioxygenase activity
Source: RefSeq, a predicted model, not a curated record
GGUUAGCCGCGGUGCUAAAAGCUAGUGAGGCUAAAUACUAAGUCGACUAUUGUUAUUAUGCUAAAAGCCACGUGCUAAGCUAGCUGCAGUUAAAUGCUGUGUUAACGCUAGCGAGGCUAAAUACUACGUCAGCUAGUGUUAUUGUUAUGCUAACAGCUACAUGCUAAGUUAGUAUUUAGCCUCGUUAGCGUUAGCUAAGUCGACCAUCAUAUUAGUUGAAUAGAAGUACGACUUUGUAAGAUUGAUGUUGUCUGUGUGGCGCCUAUGACAACGUUAAUGUCCGCUGGAAGUAUCCAAAGAUCGGCUGGUCGACGUCUCACCUUUCGGCGUUGCUGCCGUCCAGGUACGCGAAGUCUCCGGCCUGGACACAGCGGGCGCACGUCAGCCUGCGGCGGGACGUACUGCACAGCGGGCACCGCUCCACCGCCACAUACAGACCCUCCGCGUCGUCCACGGACUCCACCAUGACGCCGGCGGGCAGAGGCGGGCGAAGCGGCGGCCUUCCCGCGGGGCCGGCGGCUCGGACUACCGCUGAGGACGCCAUGCUAGCUAAGCUAACCACCGACGUGUUUGCUAAUCAGAAAAUCAAUCAAUCAAUCAAUCAAUGUUUAUUUAUAUAGCCCUAAAUCACAAGACGUCAUCAGCCGCUAACGCUCCAUGGUGACGUCAGACAAGAAUGUUUCGACGAGCGGGCUGACCCCACCGCACUUCCGGUUGUUGCUUCGUUGAUUUUGUGACGUCAGUCCCCAGGGGCGUAGUUUACCUUUAAUUCAGCUGGGCGGUGACGUCAUGUUAAAUUCAAUUUAGGUUAAGAUAUGAAAAUAAAUAGGUUGAGGUAAAAAAAAUAAAAAUGGUUGAGAUGUAAAAAUAAUUAUGGUGAGGUAUGAAAAUACGUUGGUUGAUGUGUGAAAAUAAGUAUUAUUGAGGUAUAAAAGUAUUUAUGUUGAGGUAUAAGAAUAAUUACAUCGACGUAUGAAAAGUUUUUGGAGUUUUAAAAAAAAUACAUUGAGGUACGAAAAUAGGUUGGUAAAAAAUAUAUUUUGAGAUAUAAAAAUACAUAUUUUGAGGGAUGAAAAGUUGGUUGAGGUAUAAAAUAAUUAUGUUGAGGUACGGAAAUAAAUAUUUUGAGAUAUGAAAAUAUGUUGGUUGAGGUAUAACAAUUAUUAUUUAGAGAUAUGAAAAUAAAUAUUUUGAGGUAUGAAAUCAAGUAUUUUAAUAUAUGAAAAUGAAUAUUUUGAGGUAUGAAAACAGGUUGGAUGAAGUAUAAAAAAAUAAUCAUGUUGAAAAUAUUUAUGUUAAGCUAUAAAACGCAGCGGGAGGGUGUAAUUUAUUUGUCAUCAAACCCAAAGCACAUCUAUUUACAAAGAAACAGGAAGUGAUGUCACUGCUUCCGGAAGCCUCUUAAGAUGGGAUAAAUGUUCUCAAAGGCUUCGUAGAUCUCGCUGCGCUCUUUGGCUCCUGAAAGAAAGCAGCCAGGAAUGACUGACAUCUGCCAACAUUAUGGCGUUAAGCUAACGUUAGCGUGACGACAGUUAGCAUGCCAAUACCCAAGUUGGAAUGCUACCUGUUGCCAUGCUAACAUUAGCUUAACAGCAAACUGGGGGCAUGCUAACUGUUGGCAGGCUAAUGUUAGCUUAACAGCCAACUGUCGACAUGCUAACGGUUGGCUUGCUAACUAUUGAAAUGCUAACGUUAGCUUAACAGCCAACUGUCGACAUGCAGAUACAGGAAGUUACCGGUCAGGACCACCUUCCCCGACACGAAGAUAAGCAGGACGAUUCGAGGCUUCACCAUCCGGUAGAUGAGGCCCGGAAACAACUCGGGUUCGUAGCUGCCGGGUGAAAAAAGGUUCUGUUGCCGACCUGUGGGCGUGACGACGGCAAGAGGUGGCACCUGCUGAACUGCUGGUGGGUCAGAACCAGUCCCUCCAGUCGGAUGGGGAAGCAGACGUCGCAGCUGGCCACCAUGUUCUGGAUCUUGAAGUCCAGGAAGCGAGCGGAGAAGCCCAACUUCUGCACCACACGGGCGUACUUCCUGGCCGCCAGUCGAGACUGCUCCUCGCUGCACACGCUCAGAAAUAAAAGGGAUAAAGCGGACCACCACCGACCCGGAGGGCCAACUGGACUGGUAAGCGGUACCGACCUCUUAGCUCCGGUGCAGACCAUCUUCCCUGAGCUGAAGAUCAGUGCUGUGGUUCUGGGCUCGCGGAUCCUCAUGAUGACGGCGGCAAAGCGCUUGAACAGGAAACACACUGUGCUCUGUCAAGAAUCUAAUACCCUAAGCUAACACUCUACCUUGGGGUUGUACUCGGCGUUCCUGGCUUGAAGAGCGAUGAACUUGAGGUCUAGAGGACAGCCCAGGUUGACAGUGGACACGAUGUUCCUGCACAUCCACACGUCAGCGAGCGGUAAGAGUCACGUAGCGUGGACAAGACGAGCGACCUACUGCAGCUGAGGGACGAUUCCUGACCUCUCGGUCACCGGCGUCAUGGGUGUCAUAGGGGCCAUGGGCGUCAUGGGGCAGAAAAGGGAGGGGCCGGCCGUGGGUGACUCUUGCGAGGGUUUAUUUGGGGUCACCGAGGAAUUCUGGGAAGGGAAGUCCAGCCCAAUGCCGCUGUGGUGGGACAUGUUGACACCUGCGGGCAAACUCACAGGUGGGUUCACCUUUCGCCACCCAGCCCUGCCCACACAGACCACAACCUCUUUGCCAAACCCACACCUGCGUCGUCCUGCGCGCCGAGCUCGUCAGGAAGGAAGCUGAGGUCCAGCUCGUCCGCCAGCUCUCGGCUGGGCCCCGCCUUUGUCGACUGGUGGGUGGAGUCCUGACUUGUAGAGGCGGGGCCUGGAAGUGGGUGGGCGGGGCUUUGAAGGCCCAGCUCCUCCCCCACCAUGAGGCAGGAGUCCUAAAAAUGUGUGUCAUUUUUAUCACCAAAUCCACAACACAAAUAUCACUGCAGAGGUCAGGCUUGCACUUCAAGAUGCUGAUUGGACGGCGGGAUUAUUGCAUGGACUAGCAGGCGAGGACGCAGGCGCUGACUCUUCGCCGCUUCUCCACACUAUUUUUUGCUAUUUUUACUGACAUCUAGUGAGAUUUUACCGAUAUUUAGAGACUGAUGUGCCCUGCCAGCUGUAUCUUGAACUUUAUCAUUUAGCCGCUGAAAAGACUUGAUUCGACAUCACUGUUUUGUGGACGUAUCAUACCUGCUUGCGCCAUUCUAUGUGUACUCGGCUAGGACUAGCAUUAGCCGCUGCAAACUACCACUUGCCAAAGUGUCCGUGUGCUCCACCAACCAGUGACGUGCGGUGAGGUUAAUGGCUGGUGAGGCACUGACUUCAUCACAGUCAGAUUUACAAACAUAUGAACCCUAAAGAGUAUCUUAUUCACCAUUUGAUUGGCAGCAGUUAACAGGUUAUGUUUAAAAGCUCAUACCAGCAUUCUUCCCUGCUUGGCACUCAGCAUCAAGGGUUGGAAUUGGGGGUUAAAUCACCAAAAAUGAUUCCCGGGCAUGUCGCCGCUGCUGCCCACUGCUCCCCUCACCUCCCAGGGGGUGAACAAGGGGAUGGGUCGAAUGCAGAGGACAAAUUUCACCACACCUAGUGUGUGUGACAAUCAUUGGUACUUUAACUUAACUUUAACUUUACACAUACAAACUAGCACACAAAAAAACACAUUUAAUUAAAAAAACGUUAUUAUUACCUUUACUUAUAAAUGAAGUCCAUGCACCGCUGUUGUGCUGGAGGGUGCGCCCCCGCCGUGGAGUGCGCCCCCUGACGCGGGUGUUGUGUCGGCUGGAGCCCGCACUUGGACUUUCCACGUGCAGGAUUGGGUCUAUUUGGGAGGGUUGUUUGGUGAGAGGCCAGGGAGUGCGGGAGCGGUGGUGUUCGUGUUGGAGGAGUUGUGAAUGACUGAAAUAUGAAAUCCGUGCUGCAGUCUGCAGGUGUACCUAAUGUUGUGGCCCUGCAGUCGUUCGCGGCUCCUCCGACGCGGGCAUUGUUGUUUUUGCACUUUUUGGCUUCUUGUUGAAUGAAUUUUUUGAGUAGAUUCGGUCUUGCACGUGGAGGGUUUGAGUGUGGGCUUUAGUUGGUAUAACACUCCCGUCAGGGGGUGCAUUCUACGGCGGGGAUGCAUUCUCUACCACCAGGAGGCGGGAUUACUGCGAGCCUCAGCCAGUGCGUCUUCGCAGCAGUUUUGUGAUCGCUCAGCACAAGAAAUACUUACACACAUACAGUUGUUGACAAAAUACACUGUACAUUAUAUACCUCAGCUAACUAAACUAUGGAAAUGUAUAAUAUAAUUCAUAUAGCAAUACGGUCUCAGUGCACAGCAGGCCAGCAGUUAGCCGUGUCCGCAAUCCAUGUUGAGGCACAACGCAGUGACGCAGCGUCUCUUCUCAGUAUUUGAACGGCAAAUGGGAAAAUUCAGCGAUUUUGAAUAAAAAUAAUCUAAAACUGGUGAAGUUAAAUGGAAAAUAACUUUAUAGUAUAAUCACUGGAUACAAAUAAUUUAAUUAAUUUUUUUUCUUUUUACAUUUUUUUUCUUUCCAUGAUGGCACGUCUGGCCCCGCCUCACCUGCCUCCUUUGACUGCACGUCACUGCCACCAACAUACCCCCGGUUGUCGGCUCCACUGCUGGGGCUGUGUGCGGAUGUCCUCCACAACGUGCACCACAGCUGCCAAACUGUGUGUGCAGGGACUACGGCUGACUGUGGACACCGGGACCACAGCUGCCAAACUGUGUGUGCAGGGACUACGGCUGACUGUGGACACCGGGACCACAGCUCAUCUACGCAGUACACCAUUGCAGCUGCUAGAGCUCAACACCUGUGGCCCUCUAUCGGGCCUGACAGUCAUCAAACAGCCAAGACUCCUUCGUCGCCCCCGCUACAUCCAUGGGGGGUACAGUUGGCGAUUUGUGUACAUCAACACCGGGAGAUCCUCCGUGGUCAGCAGCAACACGCUCUGUCGCAACUCAAGUACGUCAUCUGAGCAGCGUCACCAAGGGAACUGAAAACACUCCUCAGCCGUGUACCUGGAGAGGCCCAAAAACUGGAGUGGGUUCCAGUGUUCUCCAUCCCCUGGAAAAAAUAUCCUCACACCAAACACCAAACUCAAACUUUUCAAUGUCCAGUCUCUAACAAAUAAAUCUGUCACCCAUUUCUCUACGGAAACUCUCCACAAUUUAAUGUUUAGCAGUUAAAUGUAAACAUGCACUCUCUACAAUACUCUGUAUUUACCGCCCACCAAGACAACACCCGGAUUUCAUUGCAGAAACUGCUCUCAUCAUUCUGCACAUCAUACUUGGAGACCUAAACAUCCAUGUGGACACACCCUCAAUUCACUCUGCUGCUGAAUAUUUGGAGCUCCUGGACUUCUCUAAUCUCAGACAACUUUUUGAAGUUCCCACCCACAACAGGGGCCACUCCCUCGACAUGGUGACAUCACUGACGCUGUCCCCAUCUCUAACGUCCAUGUUUUUGCCAACAUCAUUUAUGCCAGAAGUACAAUAAAAGCGGUCCAAGGAUGGAGCAUUAAGGCACUCCAGCCAGACAGUCGAAAUUCAGGCAACGUUUCGUUUGACUCACAAAACCAAAGAGCGUUUAAUUCAUAAUAAUGACCACAAUACAGUAAAUCAUCUCAUAUUGUCGUGCACACCUGUCAGGUGAUGGCUGCCCAAACAAAAGUGUCCAAUUCUUCCACACAUUGAAUGUUAUUGAUAAAUUGUGUGUUGAUUGGAAGGUGUUCAUGCAGCAGGUUACUUACAUUUGCGAUCGAAUCAUCAAAGUACCGCUCCAACGCAAACUCCUCCAUCUUUGCACAACCACGUGACCUGCUACACAACUUGACACAGCUGCAACCAAUCAGAUGACGACGACUUUGAUUGAUUAAAUUGAUUGAAACUUUUAUUAGUAGAUUGCACAGUACAGUACAUAUUCCGUACAAUUGACCACUAAAUGGUAACACCCGAAUAAGUUUUUCAACUUGUUUAAUUAGGGGUCCACGUUAAUCAAUUCAUGGUAAAGUAGUUAAUUGAUUGGUACGAAAUAACAGUUUUCAUUAAUUUAGUCAUCUUCAUAAAUUUUCAUCUAUGCUCGUCUUCGUCUUUCCGCAAAGUUUAAAACAGAGUGUGCCGUCACGCGCGCUUUAGCCUCCCGCCAGCAGGAGGCGCGCCAUGCCGGAAGCGAGGCAGCCAACGAGGCCGUGCGCAAGCGCAGUUUGACCGUAAACAAAUCCUGCACGGUAGUGAAGCCCGAGCGGUGCUUUUUGAUCGUAAAUUUAUUGAUCACCACGUCAUGUUGAUCAACAAACACACCUGUAUGGUAGUGAAUCCCCAGUGGUGCUUAUUGAUCACCACCUCAUGUAUUGAUCAGUAAACAAACAAGAUGGACGCUGUUGAAGAACGACUGGCGGACUUCUCACUGGAGGCUCAUGUUAAAAUAUCAUUUUCAGAUUUGUACCUGAGCCAAUCGGUACCUCACGUGGAUGGCCCACCUGACCCACUGACCUUUUACCGCGACUGGAUUGGUACAAACAAACCCUGCAUCAUCCGAAACGCUCUCAACCAUUGGCCGGCCUUGUCCAGGUGGACGCCGACGUACCUGAGGGAAAAGGUGGGGUCAAAGGUCAUCAGCGUGGCGGUGACUCCCGAUGGUUACGCCGACGCCGUGAGAGGCGAUCGCUUCGUGAUGCCAGAAGAACGUCACAUGACCGUUUCCUCCGUGCUGGACGUCCUGGAAGGCAAGGUGAAGCGGCGUGGAGUCUUUUACGUCCAGAAGCAGUGUUCCAACCUGCUGGAUGAACUUCCUGAGCUGACAGGCGACGUGGAAGCGCAUGUGCCGUGGAUGAGUACGGCGCUGGGAAAGUUACCAGACGCCGUCAAUUUCUGGCUGGGCGAAGCAGACGCCGUCACGUCACUGCACAAAGAUCCUUAUGAGAACGUCUACUGUGUCGUUUCUGGACAGAAGAACUUCAUCCUGCUGCCGCCUACAGAGCGACCCUUCCUCCCUUACGGCCUCUACCAGCCCGCGGUUUACCGCCAGCAGGACGACGGCGACUUUGCGGCGGUGGACCAGACCGACUGUGAGAAGGUGCCCUGGAUCCCCCUGGACCCGCUGGACCCCGACCUGAAGCGCUACCCUAUGUACCGAAGAGCGCGGCCGCUGCACUGUAGUGUGAAGGCCGGGGAGAUCCUAUACCUGCCCUCGCUGUGGUUCCACCACGUGCGGCAGACGCACGGCUGCAUGUCAACUUCUGGUACGACAUGGACUUUGACGUCAAGUACAACUACUUCCAGCUGGUGGACACGCUGUCGCAGCUCAUAUCACCACCUGCAUGUGAGGCAAACAGGAAGUGAGCAAGAGGCAAACAGGAAGUGAUAAAAAGCUCUUUAUUAAAGCAAACUUUUGGUUUUUUCAA